AUGAAGAGGCUUGGAUUGUGUGGCCAUGCCCGAAGCGGGGCACUGCGGUGGCGGAGGAGCUCACAUGCUAGCAACCCGUUUUCCCUUUGCAAUGUCGGGUCGGCUGUUCAGCCACUUGCUUCAUCUUCGUGUAGUGGCCGCCAAUUUCACGAUGUGGUGAAGUCUCUCGAAGAGCGAGGCUUCAUCUACCAGACCACGUUCUCCUCUGCCGCCCCUGCAGGGGCAUCGCCCACCUCCGCUGCCGCAGGGGAGGGGAAGGGGUCCGUCUACGUCGGAUUUGAUCCGACCGCGGAGAGCCUGCACGUGGGCAAUCUGCUCGGCCUACUCGCUCUUCUCCACUUUCAGCGAGCUGGCCACCGCCCCAUCGCCCUGGUGGGCGGAGCGACGGGUCGGAUCGGGGACCCGAGCGGGCGGGCCACGGAGCGUGCGCUGCUGGACGAGGCCACGCUGGAGCGCAACGUGCGGGGCAUCGAGUCGUGCCUCCGGCAGCUCGACACCGAAGGCGGCCCGGCGUUCGAGAUCGUGAACAACUUCGACUGGUACCGCGGCAUGAACGUGCUCUCCUUCCUCCGCGACGUGGGCAAGCACUUCCGCCUCGGCACCAUGCUCGCCAAGGAGAGCGUGCGGUCUCGCAUGGACCGCGACGACAACGAGGGCAUGAGCUUCACCGAGUUCAGCUACCAGGGCUACGACUUCCUGAACCUGUACCGAACAGAGGGAUGCCGACUGCAGCUGGGCGGGUCCGAUCAGUGGGGCAACAUCACCGCCGGCUGCGAUCUGAUCCGCAAGGUGGAGGGAGUGGAGGCGCACGGGGUGACCAUUCCGCUGCUCACCACGUCGACGGGCGAGGAGGUGGGCAAGAGUGCCGGCAACGCCGCCGUGUGGCUCUGCCCCACGCGCACCUCCCACUACGAGUUCUACCAGUACUUCCGCAACACCCGCGACGCCGACCUCCGCCGCUUCCUGAAGCUGUUCACGCUGCUUCCCCUGCCCCGGAUCGAAGAGAUUGCCCAGGCGCACGACCUGCGUCCAGAGGAGCAUGCCGGACAGAAGGUGCUGGCGGAGGAGGUGACGCGGCUGGUGCGUGGCGAGCAGGGCCUUCACACCGCCCUCAAGGCCACGCGGGUGAUGUUCGGCGACGAGCCCGUCGACAGCCUCCCGCCAUCAGAGCUGUUGGCGGUGCUGAAGGACGUGCCGUCGGUGACGCUGCCGCGGUCGUCGGUGGUGGGUCAGCCGCUGUCGGGUCUCAUGGUGGCGUGCCGCGCGACGGCCUCCAAGGGCGAGGCCAGGCGGCUGGUCAAGGGCGGCGGGGUCUACGUCAACAGCAAGCGCGUCCCGAACGACGACUACCAGGUGGGACCCGACGACGUGCUCGGCGACGCCCUCUGCGUGUUGCGCGUUGGCAAGAAGUCCUACUUCCUCGUCAAGCUCACCCCGCAGUAG
This is a messenger RNA of Acanthamoeba castellanii str. Neff, 1443 nucleotides long. Its product is annotated as tyrosine-tRNA ligase. The record is from RefSeq and is a predicted model, not a curated record. Gene Ontology annotation, cellular component: cytosol; mitochondrion. Lineage: Eukaryota; Discosea; Longamoebia; Acanthamoebidae. Gene Ontology annotation, biological process: tyrosyl-tRNA aminoacylation. The coding region runs from base 1 to 1443 and encodes 480 amino acids. The transcript has 8 exons. Gene Ontology annotation, molecular function: tyrosine-tRNA ligase activity; ATP binding; RNA binding.